UACUAAUUGAGCUAUCCGAUUUCGACAAGUGGAGGUCCACAUCUAUUUGGCAGAUCAAAGAGAGUUCUGCAUCUGGUCUACAUCCACUUGUCAAAAUCAAGCUGCUCAAUUAGUACAAUAUUGUCCUAUUUGGGCCAAACCCGCACGGAUUUACUCUUGGAUAUACCCACUAAAAGACCUUGUACUAAUUGGGCUAGGAGGACACUAAUAUACAAUGGUCUCUUCCCUUGUAUUACAGAUGCAGUACUUGGAUUGUCCCAUAACAAUCCUCCCUCAAGACAAGGACCACGAACUUCGUGUCCUCACCCCAGUGAUUAUCUUGAUAUGCAGACGCCUUGUAUCGAUGUGGUACUUGGAUUGUCUCAUAACAAUAUCGUACUAAUUGAGUAGCCUGAUUUUGACAAGUGGUAUCAGAGCUUGGUUCGGUUCGGGCGGUGGACGUCAGUUUGGUGGACCCUCAUUCGGUGACCUUGGGAUUUGAGAUAUGCGUUUGUCUGGCGGGUCAAAUGUGAUUCGCGUCUGUUUGGUGGAUCCAGGAGAGAUCCACGUUUGGCCUUGGUGGAUCAAAGAGAGUUCCGCAUUUGGAAGCAGAUCAAAGAGAGUUCUACGUCUGGAAAAAAUCCUUGUAGCGAGCAACCCAUCGAUACAAGGUGCCUGGCGGAUCAAGAUAAAUUAGUUGAGGCGAGGACACGAAAUUCGUGGUCCUUGUCUUGAGGGAGGAUUGUUAUGGGACAAUCCAAGUACCACAUCGAUACAAGACGUCUAGCAGACCACAUCGGUAAUACAAGGGAAGGGACCCUUGUAUAUUAGUGUCCACCUAGCCCAAUUAGUACGAGGCUUUUUGGGGAGGAUACCCAAGAGUAAAUCUGUGCGGGCUUGGCCCAAAUCGAACAAUAUCGUACUAAUUGAGUAGUCUAAUUUUGGCACUAAAAGUUCUGAAAAAAUCUUAUAGUAUCCAUUUUUUAAUUUGAAUCUUGUUUCUGUUAGUAUUUAUUAUUUGUACCGCUAGAUAUCUUGUUUUGUUUUGAUUCAUUCAAAAUAUAGUUUUACUGACAAAUAUGCGUUUUGAAUUGUGAAAAUGACAUAAAUUUGCUAACAAUUUUACAAUAAAUUCUUAAUCCUACCAUGAAAAUUUAAAUUUUAUACGUAACUUUUUCUAAUAUUUUCGAAGUAAAGAAAUGCGUACAAUUAUUCAAUUUAUAUAUACUAUUUGAUUUAAAUAUAACUAUUCAAUUUUUGCCCCUCGUGUCAAAUUCCUGGUUUCGCCCCUAGUUCUAUAAUGAUUUGCAUUAAUAUCUACAUGCAUUUCUUCUCUUUUGAUUUUUGUUAAGUCAUAUAUAUUUAGAUUCAAAUAUUAUAUCUACAACAUUUCUCGUUCAUAUAUGAAGGGCUUUACACGUGUUAUUGCAAUAUAGUGAAAUAUCAACAUUCAUUUUUCCAAAUUACAGGUAAGAAUGGGUCGACCUGCCUCGAUCCAUACCUACACGGGUAUUAGCAGCCUUGACUUGCGCUUAGUACGGAACAAAUGUGAAUAUUGAGGUACCCAUCCUGCCCCGUCUUGCGCUACUACCAUUACUAUUAUAAGCUAGCUAAAAGAAAUAUAUUUUAUUUUACAAAUUAAACUUGUGCUGUAUACUUGACUUGAAAUAUUGGUAGUUAGACUACCUUUGAAGCUUUGCUUAUACCCCAUUGUCUAUCUAGUGGGAUCCUAUGUGACAUCACUUCUAGGUAAUUGCAAAUCUCAGAGGUUCUUUCUUAUUUAGCAAGAUUGCAUUCAUAUGGAUUCCAUACAAUCAAAUUGGCUAGUCAUGGUUGCGACAACUGAAGAUCCUCAAACUUUUUAGGAUGUUGUUGGGGAUGAAAAUGAGAUGGAGAAAUGAAACAUGAAACACAUUCCACUAAGAAAAACAACAUACGAUAACUAACCACGUGUCAUGAAGACAUUGUACAAUAGGUGUUCAAAACUAAGUUAACAGAAAGUGGAGUUGUUGACAAGCACACGAUCAUACUAGUGGUUAAGGGUUAUGCUCAAAAACUUGGCAUUGACUAUUUGAAGUCUGUGUACAAUAAUAGGGUGAGAUACCAUUAGAACACUGGUUGCUACAGCUGCUCAUCAUGGACUCACUAUUUGGCAUCUGAAUGUGAAGAGUGAAUUUAUGCACGGGACGAGGAGCUUACUCAGGGUGUCUAUGUUGAGCAACCACAAGAUUUUGUGGUUCUUGGGGAGGAAGAUAAGGUCUAUGAGAUCAAGAAAGCUUCAUAUGGUUAAAUCAAGCUCUCGAAGGUUGGUACAUGAUGAUGCUCAAUUUAUAGUUUUUAUCACUUUCAUAUUUGAUACAUUUUCUCCUUUAAUUAAUGCGCACUUAGUAGAUUUUAUCAUAUUCUAUAUGAAAUUCGUAACUAUUUGAUUCGUGAGCUUAUGAUGGGCUUUGAGUGUGUUUUUGUACGAUUUUUCGCCUUUUGGUAUUAUUAUGUGCUCUUAAAGAACAAUGACAAUCAAGACGAAUAUGGAUCACCAAGGGACUCAAUGGAUCUGAAAGAGGACGAGAUUACAAGCCCGUGGGCUCAAACUGAGAUGGAUUUGAACAUCAUAUUCUCGCUUUAUGGCCAAAACAAGUAGACUUGGCAGUGAAGAAGGACCCAAUUUUGACCGAGGUCUAAACGGAGUUCGAUAAGUCAAAUCAUGCUCAAAUUUGGAGAGGUUGCUUGUGGGCCAAGCAACCCAUUGCAAGAAGACAACAUGGGGCUCAGUAACGUGUCUGACCGCAACUUAAGACUAAGCUUCAUAAUCUCCCAGAAGAUCCUUAUUUAGUCCUCAAGUCGAAGAAAUCCGAGUUCGAGUAGUACAAUCAAGGUUUUGGCAGACUUAUAGAGACAAAAGACCAGAAAACCCCCUUACGUAUCUAGAAUAAAUAGAGGCUUAGACCUGAACUAUAAACACACCUUUGACAUACAUUUUGCCCUAAGUGCACGAGUAACUAUCCCUAGAGAGAGGAGGCGAACCCCUCCUGGUGUUCGAUGAAGAUUACUCACCGUCGAUGUUCUUUAUCAUUGUGAUGCCUUCCUAUUAUCCUUUGUGUUAAUAGUCGAAAUUGUUGAGAUACGUGACUCUAUGAUGCUUUAUGUACCGCUUUUAAUGGUUUAAUGAUGAUUCCCAUUGUGUUCAAUGAUCUUUACCAUCGAUGUUAAGUCAAUUUAUGCUUGUAUUUCCUAUUGUUUAUGCAAUUCGAUGUUUUAGUCUUUGUAUGAUUUAGUUAAUCAAUGCUUAGGAUUCUAUUAUAUGCUACUACAAUAUUGUGCUUAAUAUCAUUGAGAUUGUUAACAAAUUACUCUCUCGUGGUAUCCCGUUUCCCUAUGGGUGUAUCAUGUAUGGGAGGAUUAGCUACCCAGACAUGCAUUGCAUAGUAUCAAUGCUUACGUAUUAGAUCAUCGAUGCUAUAGAAUGUGAAUUACGACUCAAUAGACCCACACUUAACCAUAUGUUAUCUUAAUUCCUAGCUUCUUUGUUCUUCAUUUUUUUUUUGUCAUGGAAAUCCUUACGGAUUAACCAGAUACACAUGAGGCGUGCCCCAACAACUAGCCAUUUUGUUAUAAUUCGUAGUUGACUAACCAGAGUUAGUUAAAAAGGGGAAAAAGUGACUAUUUGUACAAAUCUCAUAGUUAAGGGACCAAGUGAGCAGUUUGACUAUAACACUCGAAAAUAACGGUGGCGCGAAAAUCUGCCUUCCCGCGAAACGAAAACGACUGUGGCGCCAAAAUCAUUUCACUGCCUCCUCUUCUCUUAAAUUCAGCUCCCAAUACCGCCAUUGCCGCCUGCUCCCGACCACCAAUCCAUUCUCCUCCCCACUGCCGGCGCCAAACAGCUAUGGCUCCGUCUUCUUCUUGGAUUCCAACCCGAACCACACUCCGACGGAGAACCCAGGCCCCGAAACCCUCUUCCGCGCCCGCACUUGAUGACACCGACGACGCUUCCUCUUCCGACGAAGAAUACGACGACGUGUGCUGCCAAGAAUGUGGAUCCGGAAAGUCGCCGGCGAAGCUGCUCCUUUGCGACAAAUGCGAUAGAGGGUACCAUCUAUUCUGUCUCCGGCCCAUCCUCGUCGCCGUUCCCAAAGGAUCCUGGUUCUGCCCUUGUUGCUCCUCAAAACAAAGCAAGCUAAAAUCUUUCCCCCUGGUGCAAACCAAAAUCAUCGAUUUCUUCCGUAUUCAAAGAGCUCCAGGCCCCGUCCAGAGUGAACUAAGUCAAGAUUCACAAAGAAAACGGAAAAGGUCAGGGAGGUUGGUUAUGUCGAAGAAGAAAAGAAAAUUGUUGCCUUUCAAUCCAAGCGAGGAUCCUGAGAGAAGGCUAGAGCAAAUGAGAUCAUUAGCAACUGCAUUGAUAGCCUCAGGAACCCAGUUCAGGGAUGAGCUCACUUAUCAGCCCGGUGGGGCUCCUCGCUCUGCCAAUCGUGCUGCCUUAGAGAAGGGAGGAAUGCAGGUUUUGUCAAAGCAAGAUGCUGAAACCUUGAACAUGUGCAAGCGGAUGAUGGAUAGAGGGGAAUGCCCACCUCUAAUGGUCGUCUUCGAUCCUACAGAAGGGUUCACAGUGGUGGCUGAUAGAUUCAUCAAGGACUGGACUAUUGUGACAGAGUAUGUUGGAGAUGUAGACUACUUGAAAAACCGGGAAGAUGACGGCGGAGAUAGCAUGAUGACACUUCUCUCAGCUGCUGAUCCUGCAAAAAGCCUUGUGAUAUGCCCUUACAAGCAUGGAAAUAUAGCAAGGUUCAUCAAUGGCAUCAACAACCAUACCCCGGAAGGGAGGAGGAAGCAGAACCUGAAAUGUGUGAGGUAUUCUGUUAAUGGCGAGUGUCGGGUGCUGCUGAUUGCUAACAGAGAUAUACCAAAGGGAGAGAGGUUGUAUUAUGAUUACAAUGGAGAUGAAUACGAAUAUCCAACUGAGCAUUUUGUUUAAGAGAGAUAUCCUUCACAAGUUAGAACUCGCAAUGUUGAAGUACUGACUUUCACAGCCAAUGAUGUCAGAAGUUACAUCUCCAAAAUCCUAAAUGUAUACAUCCAGCAGUCCACUACUGUCCAACUAACCAGAACAAUCAAACAUGCCUGAGCUU
This is a messenger RNA of Linum trigynum, 5105 nucleotides long. The record is from the annotation of a GenBank genome assembly. NCBI's taxonomy places the organism in Eukaryota, Viridiplantae, Streptophyta, Magnoliopsida, Malpighiales, Linaceae.